Diplodia corticola is the source of this 2637-nucleotide messenger RNA. Its product is annotated as pheromone-regulated membrane protein. Gene Ontology annotation, biological process: potassium ion transmembrane transport. The transcript has 2 exons. NCBI's taxonomy places the organism in Eukaryota, Fungi, Ascomycota, Dothideomycetes, Botryosphaeriales, Botryosphaeriaceae. Gene Ontology annotation, cellular component: plasma membrane. Gene Ontology annotation, molecular function: potassium ion transmembrane transporter activity. Bases 1 to 2637 code for a protein of 878 amino acids. The record is from RefSeq and is a predicted model, not a curated record.
AUGGGUUGCUUUGGUCGCAUCAGCGACCAGGAAAAGAACGUCCGUGAGGAACAGAAGUGGGAUUACAUCACCCUCAGCGACUUCACCUCGUCGUCAUGGAAAUCCAAACUCUCCUACCUCUGGCUGUGGACCCUUAGCGGCAUCGCCGUCGCCGUCUACGCCGCCGACACCUUCACCGCCGUCAAUCUGCUCGUCUUCAACAAGUGGUCCAGCAAGGUCGACCCGGCCAUCGACUUCAACGUUUCCAAAUGGAUCUCCGUCGCCUGUAUCAUCGCCUCCUGGGUUCUCGCUGCCUUUGCUUGGCUGCGUGCCUUCCGUGUCAUGCGCGGCGGCGGCGUCGCUGACAGUUACCUCGACCCUCUGGCCGCCACUCUCCAAAGUUCUCGCAUAUAUUCCGGCGGACAUGGCUGGAGGCGUUUCCUCGUCUUCGCUGAACUGACAAAGUCCAAGAAGGGUGUCGAUUAUAUUGCGCUUUUCGUGUACUUCUCCUUCAAGGGUGCCUUCCGCAUUAUCCUGGCCGAAGGGCCGCGCCAAGUCGUCAACGCCGUCACGCUUUGGGCCGCCAUGAAAGCCGAUUUGCUGCCGACGGGGGAGCAUGCUGCAACCGAUGGACAUUCCUCGCUUGAACAGUUCUGGUUCAACAUCCAGCUGCUUGCCAACGAACAACAGGAACAGGCUGUCAUCCUUUCGACUAUGCUGUUCACCCUGGUCAUCUGGGUCUUUGCUGUCUUGGGCUUGAUCCUGGCCGGCGUGCUCUACGUCCUCUUCCUCUGGCACUACAUUCCUUCGGUCGAUGGCACCCUGGCAAACUACUGCAGACGCAAGGUCGAUAAAAGGCUGGAACGUGUUGUUGGCAAGAAGGUCCAGCAGGCUUUGGAAAAACAGGAAAAGAAGAUCAGGAAGGAGGAAGAGGAUGCGGCUCGGGCGGCGGCGGCCAAGUUGCAGAUGCAGAAUGGUGGACUACCCGUGAAAGAGAAGAAGGUUCUGCAGAGCAAGCACUCUCGCCCUGAAUUGGUCCCACGGAAACCUACUCUGCCUCAACUGGGAGGCCUGGACAGGACCAACACGCAGACAUCCGUCUCGACGCUGCCCCCGUACUCGUCUCAACCGCCGUCCCGGCCUAGUACGUCCAACACCAACCGCACCGCACCCUCGAGAGCUCCAACGCUUCCCCACAUUGGCGAGGAUAACUUCCGUCCCGAUGGACCUGUUAGGACCAACACCGCGUCGUCUGGCUGGUCUGCUCAGAGUUACGGCUCGAACGCACCGCUCCUUAGCAGUGCCGGUGAUAUGGGAGAGUCUACGCCACCUCCGCUUCCUCCCCUGCCGACGACCAUGCCGAUGACUCGCGAGCGUUCUUUGACGGGCGGCUCUCAGCAGCGCUCCUACACGCCCCAAGGUCCUCUCCCCCCGGCUCGUAGCACUCCAGGUCCCAUGGGCCCUCCGCCCCAAGCUCGCGGAACACCAGGUCCCAUGGGUCCUCCAUACCAGGCUCGCGGAACCCCAGGCCCUAUGGGCGGCAAUGGCUACUACCCACCACCGAGAUCCAACACGGCAUUCAGCGCUGGACAGCCGCAACGCACCUACACUCCUAUGGACAUGGCCCCCAUGCAAGGUCGCAGCUCGCCUGCGGUUGGUUUCAACGGCUAUGGUCCGAACGGCUUCGGGCCGAACGCGUACGGGCCUCCGCCACAAGCACGGGGUUCGCCCGGGCCAGGGAUGAUGCGUCAAAACACUGGCUAUAGCAUGAACGACGGCUAUGGCAUGCCCCCUCCUGGACCCAUGCGCACAAACACUGGCAUGGGCCCCAUGGGCCGUGGCACGCCUGGUCCUUCCCCACUCGGAAACAUCGACUUUGGACCUUCUCCACUUGUAAACAUCGACUUUGAUCCCUACGGCCGUCAAUCUCCGGCGAUGCAUACGACCGACGCGUAUGAGUUGAAACAUCAGCACCAGGCCAUGGCUCAGAAUGCUCGCCGUGAUUACGACAACUACAACGGUGGAUACGCUCCGGCGCUUGACGACUACGAUCCGUUCCGCGCCGGUACCCCUGCACAGGGACCCGCCCCUGGUGCAAACAUGUAUCGGCCGCGCUCGCCUAGCAGCGCUUCGACACAGCAACCCAACUAUGUGGCGUUCAACCCUCAGCAAAGCAACCCGACGCCCGUAUCGCACGGCCGUAAUGGCAGCGUGUCGCCUGUCCCUGAGGACGGCCCGCACGUCAGCCAUGCUCGGCAGGGCAGCUCUGGCCAGCAGAGCUCGCACAGCCGUCAGAGCAGCGCCGGCCAGCAGAGCAGCCACAGUCGGCAGGGCAGCUACGGUCAACAGAGCAACCACAGUCGGCAGGGCAGCUACAGUCAACAGAGCAACCACAGUCGGCAGGGCAGCUACGGGCAACAGAGCACUCACAGCCGGCAGAACAGUCACGAACGACAGCUCAGCCAGGGCCGAGGAUCUCGCAACUUCUCGGUUCCUCUGAGGUCGUCGCAGGGACCGAUGGGUCCUCUGCAGAGAAGGGCGACGGAGCCCAUGCAGCCGCAGGAGACGCACGUCGAGGUCGACGAGCAUCGGCCGUCGACUUCUGGUGGCCGGAGUCGUGAUCCCUCGCCGGUGGAAACCUGGCGUCGGGUUAUCUAA